Molecule: messenger RNA, 1537 nt
Organism: Eurytemora carolleeae
Lineage: Eukaryota; Metazoa; Arthropoda; Copepoda; Calanoida; Temoridae
Product: zinc finger protein 142
Exons: 4
Coding region: 17-1513 (498 amino acids)
Biological process (GO): regulation of gene expression
Cellular component (GO): nucleus
Source: RefSeq, a predicted model, not a curated record
UCAUUUUCAGAUAAAAAUGGAGCUUCCGUUCGAACUUCUAGACCAGACACAGCUUGAUGCUGAGAGAGCUAAAUUAAACAAAAAUAUUCAGGACUUGAAUUCUAAAUCUGAAGACAAUGAAGUUCUCAAGAAUAUAAUGAUUGAUCUUCUUAAACUCCAGUUCAGUUUGGAGGACAACUUACUCCUCAUGAAACAGUUAAACUGUUUUCCAACUGAGAAUGAGAAGAAGGAUGUAAUUGUUAAUGCUGGGCGCCUCCAAAUUGCUCUGAUCAGUUCAGUAAAUCAGCUGGGAUUUCAAUGGAUGAGUCACUGCCCCCUUUUCUCAAGUUCAGACACAGGGAAGAAAACAAGUUUUGACGUUCCUUUAUUGCACGAUCAAACUCUUUCCUGUCUGGAAAUAAAAUUUGAUGUGGAUGAAAUGGAUAAUCCUGAGGAAAAUAACCUUCCGCUUGAUUCUAAAAUUUCUAAAAAGGAAACGAAACAAUACACAUUGAAUUUGUAUUCAACAGAAUUACCUCCUAGAUAUCCAAAGAGUAGUGCCGGAACUACUGUGAAAGACGAGGAAACAGAUAUGAAAGGUUCUUGGUAUCGUUGUUACAAUUGUGAGUAUGUAGCACCAAGCGAAGUAGGUCUUAUUAGACACAAAAAUAGGAAGCAUAACAAUCUGAAGACCGUUCAUCGCUGUGAACCUUGUAACAUCUCAUAUAAAGACAGACAUGGUCUAAGAAGACAUCAGAGAGAAAUCCAUGGACGGUUUAAAUAUUCUUGUACACUCUGCUCUUAUCUUGGAACCAAAGCAAAAUUCACAAUUCAUCUGAAGAAAUCUCACCCUGACAAAAAUCAAUCUGUUGAAGAAUGUGGAACUCUCAUGGAAACACAUGAGGAUGAGAAAGGUCGAAAGAAAACAAACCGGUUAUGUAAGCAAUGUGAUUUCGUAACAGAUUCCAUAUUAACCCUGAGAAAACACAUGCGUAAGUUUCAUUUUACUGAGGCAAAAUGUGAUCAGUGUGAUUAUGUUGGAAAAUCAGAUUCACUACUAAAGAUUCAUCAAAAGAAAUGGCAUUCAGGAGUUCAAUUUCUUUGUGAUCAGUGCAAUUAUGUUGGGAAAUCUAAAGCACUUCUGAUGUCACAUGUUAACGGAAUUCAUGAUCCUAAAACAUUUAUGUGUGACAAAUGUGAGUAUGUUACUACCUGGCCAGGAGCACUACAAAAGCACAUCAACUUUAAACACAAUGGAGUUAACUUCCCAUGUGAUCAGUGUAACUAUGUAGGAGGAAAUAUGAAUACUCUGAAGCGUCACAUAACUACUCAACAUGAACCACCUUCGUUGUUUUGCAAGUUGUGUGAUUAUGCUGCAGCUAUCCCCAAGCAUUUAAAAGCCCACAUUGAAAGUGCUCAUGAGAAGAUAAGAUAUCCCUGUAAUUUAUGUGAUCAUGCAUCAACCUCCUCUAGUAAUUUAAGACAGCACAAAAGGCGUGUUCAUAAAUUGAAACCAGAAGAAAUGUGUGACUAAGAGUCUCCCAAUUUAUUUAUAAUG